AUGGCAGAGCAAUUGGCUAAAAACGUUGACCCGAGAUUGUACACACAGCCCUUUUUGGAUGUUGUUCUGUCCGAUGAAACUGGGGCUCCGAUCACCGGCGUUGCUUUGAAAAGCUGCCGUUUUGAGGUAACUGAUCCGGCCUCGGAGGAAGUGGUUCUGAUGAAGAUACUUCAGGUUCUUCUGGCUUGCAUAAAGAGUAAGGCGGCUAAUGGAUUGAGUAAUCAAGACAUUUGCACCAUCGUCAACACUUGUUUGCGUGUUGUUCAUCAAUCAAGCUCCAAAAGUGAAUUGUUGCAGCUUAUCGCACGCCACACGAUGCAUGAGUUGGUUAGAUGCAUCUUCUCUCAGCUUCCUUAUAUCAGCCCGUUGCCUAAUGAAAGCGAGUUACAUGUCGGCGAUAAGCUACCGAUUAAGAACCCGGUGAACAGUCAAGAGUGCGCCGGUUUGUGGGGAGGAACAUUUGGUUGGCCGCCUGGGAAAUGUACUGAAGAGAAACCAGGAAAGGCUCUGUUUUUAGUGAUGCUCACUUAUGAAGAAUCUCAAGAUGAGAGUGAGAGACUUCUUAUAGGGACGAAAAUACUUGAAGGUACUCACUACGUGAUGCAUCCUAAUGGAUCAGCAAUGUUUGCUGUAAAGAUUGGUUCUCCUUCUUUUGAGCUCUUUCCUUUUGAUGAUACAAAUGGAGAAGAUUUUGAGUAUUCUUACGCAGGAGAAGGUAUUGCGAAAGGUUAUGGUUUCAGGUAUCCUGGUUACAAACCGGGUUCACUGUUUGUGACAUCUAAAGGUCUUCUCAUGUUUGUUUGGAAAGAAACUAGAGUUGUGUUGACAUUGCAAAGACUUGAUCUUGAAGAUCUUUUGAAGAAAGGUGUGUGUGUAUCUCCUUUGCCUCCAUGUCUGAAUUUUACUUACCUGACAAAAUCUCACACCAAUGUGUUUACACCGGGGAGAAGAACAUCAUAG
This is a messenger RNA of Thlaspi arvense, 960 nucleotides long. The record is from the annotation of a GenBank genome assembly. NCBI's taxonomy places the organism in Eukaryota, Viridiplantae, Streptophyta, Magnoliopsida, Brassicales, Brassicaceae.